CGGUCUAAAGCACAGAAAGCAGGGAACUUGCUGCCAGUUAACGAGUAGGAGCCAUGGCUGCAACUGCUCAGUAUCUGCCCAGGAAUAACACAUUGCCUUCCAAUCCUCUCAUGCAUCCGGACUCCGACAGGAUGCACCAGGGCACCACCUACCGAGAGGUGCAGAAGAUGAUGCACCAAGAAUACCUGCAAGGCUUGGCCACCAACGCCGGGCACCCCAUGAGCCUCACCCAUCACCAGUGGUUGCCCAAUCCCACCAGUGACUGGGGCAGCGGGUCUCACCUAGGUGGGCAGAACGAUCACAGCAAAGCAGGCGUGCAAAGCAGCAGAGAGGACCUGAGCACCAGCUUCCACCACCACAGGACCCACCUGGUCCACCAACAGACGCCCAGCAGUCAUGCCUGGGCACAGGGUGGGGGGCAUCACUUGUCUCCCAUGUCCCCCAGCUCCAACAGCCACCAGCCUCUGAUUUACUCCCAGACCUCUUAUACAAACCUGAAUGGCAUGCUGGGGCCCCAGGCUUCUUCUUUGCACCACAGCAUGAGAGACCCCUUGCAUGAUGACCCGGGGGUCCAUGACACUCACGUUGAGUCGCCUCCUCAGCACCUAAACCACCAUCAGGACCACUCCGACGAAGACGCCCCCAGCUCCGACGACCUGGAACAGUUUGCCAAGCAGUUCAAACAGAGGAGGAUCAAGCUGGGCUUCACCCAGGCAGAUGUUGGCUUGGCCCUGGGCACCCUGUAUGGCAACGUUUUCUCCCAAACCACCAUCUGCAGGUUUGAAGCUUUGCAACUGAGUUUCAAGAACAUGUGCAAACUGAAGCCCCUAUUGAAUAAAUGGCUGGAGGAGACAGAUUCCACCACAGGAAGCCCGACCAACCUCGACAAGAUUGCAGCCCAGGGAAGGAAAAGGAAGAAGAGAACCUCCAUUGAAGUUGGGGUGAAGGGGGCACUAGAGAACCAUUUCCUAAAGUGCCCCAAACCAUCAGCCCAUGAGAUCACCAGCCUGGCAGACAGUCUCCAGUUGGAGAAGGAGGUGGUGAGAGUUUGGUUUUGCAACAGAAGGCAGAAAGAGAAAAGGAUGACCCCAGCAGGGGUUCCUCACCCCCCCAUGGAGGAUGUGUAUUCACAAGCAGAGACCCCUCCACUCCAUCACACACUGCAGACCUCCGUACAAUGACUAAGAAAUCUAUAAAGAGAGGAUGUGAGGGGGUGGGGAUGAAGCGACACCACCCAAAUGACAUUGGAGAUACUGGAUCCAGAUACUGGCUGGCUGUCACAUUGGGCGAUGUGAGAAAGAAGAAUAAAUGAGUUGGCACACCUCAUCGUCUGUAGUUUUCUGUAGGAGGGCAGAGAAACCUCCUGCCUUAUCUAACUGCAUUAUCACAAUAUACAUAAGAGUUCAGUGGAAAAAUUUCACUAUAUCUGUUUACUGCUCCUAAUCCGCCAUAUCCUGAUAAUUAUAGCAUUUAGGAAUACGGACUGGAUCUUGUAUUCUGACAUAGUUCAUGUCUGUUCUAGUCUCUAAGUAUUAUGUCCACUACUGUCUUAAUAGUUGCAGGUCAGUAGAUUAACACAUUGUGCACUUUCUCCUACUGAAUCCUUUCAGUUUCUUCCUUUUACUUUGAGUUUCUUUUUCCUUACUCUCCCAGGAGAGGACCAGUCUGCCUUUUAUCUGCUCAUCAAUAUGCUGUGUUGAAUCGCGAUCCACCUUCCUCCCCCUUAGCAAAGGAGAGCCGUAAUUACCACCAUCUAAUCCUCUCCUUGGCCAGAGAGGCCUGCAUUGCAUUCUGGGUUAAACAGAUUUAGAACACACUACAAUAAUAUUAUUCACAUGCUAAAUGAUGCUGGGGUACAAACGGCAGAGAACAAUACAAGCAUUCCUGCCGAAGGCCUAAAGAAAACAUAUCUGGCCUACCAGCACUAAAAUUUGAGGCCCUUAAUAUUCAGCAGUCCAUAUGUGGAUAUGCUUAAAAUAUAUGUAACGUGCAGGGUACAAGGUACUAUACAUUCCGGUUAUGUGCAUUAUGGCAUUGGUCUCACUAUUUAGUUUUGCCAUAAAAGAUCAGAAAGAAGGAAAGUGUUGCAAAGUAUGAUAAAUACUGUCCUCACUUUUCAGCUAGAAGUUGUAGUUUUGCAACAGCUGGAGGCACACUGGUUGAAAAAAAAAACACUUACGUAUAGGAUAACACGAUCAUAAUUUCUCACAUUAUAUUUGUACACUAAGUUAUCCACAGAAAUGUUUACAGAUAAAUUGAUGACAUUCUGUUCUGUAGUUGUAAGACAGAACCAGCCCCAAUCCUUCUGUAUCCAUGGAUAACCGACUAUUUUGUAUCCAAGUCAGUGUAUACUUUGCUAAGAAUCAAUAUAAAAAUG
Molecule: messenger RNA, 2377 nt
Organism: Hyla sarda
Lineage: Eukaryota; Metazoa; Chordata; Amphibia; Anura; Hylidae
Gene: POU3F1
Product: POU class 3 homeobox 1
Exons: 2
Coding region: 54-1181 (375 amino acids)
Biological process (GO): regulation of transcription by RNA polymerase II; brain development
Cellular component (GO): nucleus
Molecular function (GO): RNA polymerase II cis-regulatory region sequence-specific DNA binding; DNA-binding transcription factor activity, RNA polymerase II-specific
Source: RefSeq, a predicted model, not a curated record